GGAUAACUCAAUCUCAGCGAACUCAUCAGACAGGUCGGCGAAAAUUAAAAUUGGCAUACCUCCAAGAGACUUGAUAUAAUAGUCACACAGAACCUAUCUCUAUCAUCAUCAUUAUCAUCAUGAAGUGAUAAUUACACAAUAUAGAAAUGGGCAACUUAUUGAGCGGAGGAGCUAAUCUGAACGCUGGAUCAGUACUUGACAGGGUGAUAUCACAAGGGAGUACGGAAGAUGAGUGUCUACUGUACAGGUUGGCCAACUACAGGAAUGGUGGCGAGCUUAUCGACGCAUACAACGUGGGAGGCCAGACUGAGGUCGAGAAACUCAUAAAAGAGCAAUUUGGUGUGCUCAUGUACAAAGAUGGUAAAGGACAAGUGAUCAACCGGUCAGAAUACUUGAGAUGGAAAUUUCGUGAUACGAAACAGGUGAGACUUCCAAUUGAAGCCUCUCUGAGUCCCCAUGAUCCUCUGGCAAAGUGGGAGGAUCACGAUGCCUGUUGGCAGAUGCAGUACAGGGGCUCAUUGGGUGAAACGCUCCUUCAUGUUCUCAUCAUUUGUGACACCAAACUUCACACUCGAUUGGCUAGAACUCUGCUCAAGUGCUUCCCAAACUUGGCGAUGGAUGUUGUUGAAGGAGAAGAGUAUUUAGGAGCCAGUGCUCUUCAUCUGGCCAUAGCAUACUUCAACAAUGAACUUGUCCAGGAACUAGUGGAAGCAGGUGCCAAUGUCAUGCAAAGAGCUAUAGGCAACUUCUUCCUGCCUCGAGACCAGCAGCGGGCGAGGCCAAGCCGGCACACGGACUACGAGGGCCUGGCCUACCUGGGCGAGUUCCCCCUGGCGUGGGCCGCCUGUUGCGCCAACGAGAGUGUCUACAACCUGCUGCUGGACAGUGGCGCCCACCCUGACCACCAGGACUCCUUCGGCAACAUGAUACUGCACAUGGUCGUCGUCUGCGACAAGCUGGAUAUGUUCGGCUAUGCCCUUCGCCACCCGAAACUGCCAGCUAGUAAUGGCAUCACCAACAACGAGGGUCUGACUCCACUCACCCUGGCCUGUAAGUUGGGCCGCGCUGAAGUCUUCAGGGAGAUGUUGGAGCUCAGUGCCAGAGAGUUCUGGAGAUACAGCAACAUCACCUGCUCCGCCUACCCGCUCAAUGCACUCGACACUCUCCUGCCCGAUGGAAGAACAAAUUGGAAUUCAGCACUAUUUAUAAUACUGAAUGGUACAAAAGAAGAGCAUCUGGACAUGUUGGAUGGUGGAAUCAUUCAACGAUUACUGGAAGAAAAGUGGAAAACGUUUGCAAGAGUAAAUCAAAUCAGAGAUCCUGCAAAAGCUAUAUUUCUUAUAUCGAAUAUCCUUAUAUUGGCCUGCAUACCGUUCAGACUAGCAGGAGAUAUACUAAUGGAAGAAGCUAUUCUGGUCGUAGCAUUACCUGGAUCAUGGUUUUUCUUAAUGUUUUUUGCAGGGGCAGUGCGACUCACAGGGCCAUUUGUAACAAUGGUGUACAGCAUGAUAACUGGAGACAUGUUGACGUUCGGAAUAAUCUACACAAUAGUGCUGUUCGGAUUUUCACAAACAUUCUUUUUUGUGUACAAAGGAUUUCCUGGCGUGAAAAAUACACUUUACGGCACCUACCCCACAACGUGGAUGGCGCUUUUCCAGAUCACCCUUGGAGAUUACAAUUAUGCAGAACUGGCUAACACAACAUAUCCGUCAGUGGCUAAGAUAGUAUUCGCCAUAUUCAUGGUGUUUGUGCCUAUCCUGCUACUGAACAUGUUGAUUGCUAUGAUGGGCAACACAUAUGCUCACGUAAUUGAACAAAGCGAGAAAGAAUGGAUGAAGCAGUGGGCGAAGAUUGUUGUAUCUUUGGAGCGCGCAGUACCCCAUGAGGAUUGCCACAACUAUUUGCAGGAAUACAGCAUCAAACUGGGACCCGGGGAGACUCCCGGCACAGAGCAACGCGCCGUCAUGGUCAUCAAGAGCAAGAGCAAGACAAGAGCCAAGCAGAGGAAAGGAGCUCUUUCCAAUUGGAAGAGAGUUGGAAAGGUAACAAUCAAAGAACUGAAGAAAAGGAACAUGACUGGGGAGCAGCUGAGACGUAUAAUGUGGGAAAGAGCUUCUAUUUCAACGCCAGUAAAAGCACCUAAAAAAGUCAACCCAUUACUGGACGUGCUGAUCGACAGCAAUGCGGCUGAGCCGACGCCGGCUGCUGCUGAUCCGGCUCCCUCGGCGUUCGGUGGCCUCACAGCCGCUCUCGACAUGAUGGCAUUCACCAACGAUCUCGACCUGGGAGGAACCACAUUCAUCGCAACUCAAAACAACCCAGCGGCAGUGCAAGAUCCAUUCAGAGAUCUUGUUCUAACGGCGGAAACAAAAGCUAGCGACUCUGAAUUGAAUGCUUUGGCUGAAGCUGCCGCUAAAGCUGUGAUAAUUGAGGCUGAGGCACAAGCGGCUGAACAGAGAGCUGCCCUUCUGAGGCAGAUAAGUUUGGAGCAAAAUGCAGUUCUGCAGCCGAGCGACAGUGAUGGCCUUGGAGAGGGUCCCCUGCUGGGUCGCGGCUCGCAGGUGAGGCGAGUCAAGUCGGCACACAAACGGGCGCAGUCGGCCAACACUCUGUCAUCGGACCGACAGCGGCUGUUCAAGAGUUCACGUUAUGGCAGCUCAAGUUCGAGCUCGUCCUCAGAGUGGGGCCGCUCCAGCCCCGUCAUUCUCAGGCCGAGGGACCUGCUCAACUCUCCCCCACCCCCACCCCCACCCUACAGCGAUCUCGACGAGUCGGUCGAGUGUGCUAACACAACCACCACCACCACCACCACUACCAAAGCACGGCCCAGGCCCAAGACUGCCAAAGCUAACAGAGUUGCGCCAUCAGCAGACGUGCCUUCAAGAAGAGGUCAGUCGGCAACCACAGCUAGUGACCAGCCCAAGAAGCCAGAGUCACCGCCUGACCCGUUGGAGCCUUGGAGCACCAGAGGCAUUGCCAACAUGAACGCAUUACUAGCUUGGGAUCAGAGUGAUCAUGACAGUCUUUAAUAUUAGUGACUAAAUAUAAUAUCGGGGCACCGAGCUUCGCUCGUUAUUUUUAUUUAGGCUAUUGACCAGCUGGCCCAGCGAACUUCGUACCGCCAAA
Nilaparvata lugens (brown planthopper) is the source of this 3126-nucleotide messenger RNA. RefSeq lists its product as uncharacterized. The coding region runs from base 147 to 3029 and encodes 960 amino acids. Gene Ontology annotation, cellular component: membrane. Gene Ontology annotation, molecular function: protein binding; calcium channel activity. Gene Ontology annotation, biological process: calcium ion import across plasma membrane. NCBI's taxonomy places the organism in Eukaryota, Metazoa, Arthropoda, Insecta, Hemiptera, Delphacidae. The record is from RefSeq and is a predicted model, not a curated record. The transcript has 19 exons.